This is a messenger RNA of Venturia canescens, 2285 nucleotides long. RefSeq lists its product as uncharacterized. The coding region runs from base 162 to 2285 and encodes 707 amino acids. NCBI's taxonomy places the organism in Eukaryota, Metazoa, Arthropoda, Insecta, Hymenoptera, Ichneumonidae. The record is from RefSeq and is a predicted model, not a curated record. The transcript is spliced from 6 exons.
GAAAGAAAACAAGAUCAGAAAACAACCGAGAAGACUUGUGCGUUCUUGCGAUUCAAAAGCAUUUUUAAGUGUCGAGACCAUUCAUCGACCAGCCUCGCUAUCUUUGGCUGCUAAUUUCGCGGCUUAGUGGACCUAUAACGAGAUAAAAAUCUUGAGCGAAGAUGAGUUAUUCAACGUGUCGAAUUCUCACGAUACUGUUGCUCCAGGCGUCGAGUCAUCUCGUCGUCCUUGGAAGCAACGCCUCUACCGUUUCGACUGGUGCUGAACCCUCCGGUGCUUCCGGUCCUGAUUAUACCGGUCCAUCAGCCGGUUCGGACGAAUGUGAUCCCGAGAUGGUUGGCUUCGAGCUCGUUACCGGAUACGUUCACACCGCCCCCAAGAGCAUGCUCGAGUCUGUACCCGGAACUUUAAUGCUCACCGACUGCCUCGAGCUCUGCCAGGCCAAUGACUCGUGCCAAGCUGUCAACUACGAAACGGGACUGUGUGUUUUAUUUAGCUCUAAUGCCGACGUCAAUCCAGGUGCGUUGACUCGAUCGCAGUUCCCGGUGUUCACGAUCUACGCCCAAAAGAGUUGUCUCGCAGUGAAACCGUGCGAGAGAGCAUGGUGCAUCGACAGAGUGCAAGGACAUCGUCUUCAGGGUCACACGAAGAGAAGCAUGACCGCGUCGUCCCGUCAACAUUGCCUUGAGCUGUGUCUCGGUGAGCGAGACUUUCUGUGUCGAUCUGCCAAUUACGCAAACUCAACGAAGGAGUGCGAGCUCUCUGACAUGGAUAGAUUGACCAUUGCCGGCUCGAAUGCUUUCCAGACAUCGAAAGGCUUCGACUACCUUGAGAAUCAUUGCGUCGACGAACCCGUGAAGCUUUGCGAGUUCAAGAAACUCUCGGGUCGUAUUCUUAAGACGGUUGACUCGGUUUAUCAGGACGUCGGUACAUCCGAGGAGUGCCGCGAGCUCUGUCUCAACUCUCCUUUCCGCUGUCACUCUUACGAUUACGGUGAUACCGGUGACAUGGUAUGCCGUCUCAGCCAUCACGCGCGAGCUACUCUUUCCGAUAUUCAGGAUCCUUAUCUCGACGUGCCGGAAGCAUCAACGUACGAGCUCAGCUCGUGUUACAAUGUAACGAUCGAUUGUCGCGCUGGUGACAUGGUGGCCAGAAUUCAAACGAGCAAGCUCUUUAACGGCAAGGUAUACGCAAAGGGUUCACCAAACUCGUGUGUCCAGGACGUAAAGGGUGCACUUGAAUUCGAGUUACGCAUGGCGUAUGACGAUCUUGAGUGCAACGUGAGACAACAGGGUCUGGGACGUUAUCUGAACGACGUUGUUAUUCAGCAUCAUGAUACUAUAGUGACCAGCUCGGAUUUAGGACUCGCAGUAACUUGUCAGUACGAUUUGACCAACAAAACCGUUUCUAACGAAGUUGAUCUUGGUGUACACGGUGAUAUUACACCUGCAUUGUCUGAAGAAGUGAUCGUCGACUCGCCCAACGUCGCUAUGAAGAUAACGGAUCGCAAUGGAAACGACGGCGUCCCUUCGGCCGAAGUCGGUGAUCCACUCGCCCUCAAAUUCGAAAUUCUCGAUCCGAACAGCCCGUACGAAAUAUUUGUUCGCGAACUCGUUGCCAUGGACGGUGUUGACUCGAGUGAAAUUAUCCUGAUUGAUUCUGACGGCUGUCCUACCGAUCACGUCAUCAUGGGACCCCUUUACAAGACUGCAUCCUCUCGCAAAAUACUUUUGUCACAUUUCGAUGCCUUCAAGUUCCCAAGUUCCGAAGUCGUGCAAUUCCGUGCGCUAGUGACUCCGUGUAUGCCUUCUUGCGAGCCUGUUCAAUGUGACCAAGAGGAGUCAACGGGUGAGCUACGUUCGGUGAUAAGUUACGGUCGCCGGAAGCGGCGUUCGACGUCGCAGACCCGGGAGGACCUCCUUCUGGUGCAAUCGAUUCAGAUUACUGACAAAUUUGGUUUCGAGAGGGAUGGAAAAAUGAGCAAUCGUACGGCGAUCGCCAAGGACACGAGUUUUAUGGAAAACGAGGAUCUCGCAUCGGUGGUUUCGGGAAUGUGCGUUAACAUGGGUGAGGCAAUAAUAGCAGGAACGUUGUUCCUCGUAGCGCAGAUAAUUGUGAUAGCGGCGUGGACUUUUACCUGGCAGCGUCGUAGACAAAUAUUGAAGCAUCAGGAAGCACUCUCGGUUUCGGUAUCGGUACCCGGUAUGCAUAAUUCCAGUGGAAUGCCUGGACGUGCCGAUAGCCUUUGCAAAUUGUACGACGCUGGUUAUUCGCGCCGUUUUUAA